Thermothielavioides terrestris NRRL 8126 is the source of this 1260-nucleotide messenger RNA. RefSeq lists its product as uncharacterized. The transcript has 2 exons. The record is from RefSeq and is a predicted model, not a curated record. Gene Ontology annotation, cellular component: RNA polymerase III complex. NCBI's taxonomy places the organism in Eukaryota, Fungi, Ascomycota, Sordariomycetes, Sordariales, Chaetomiaceae. Gene Ontology annotation, biological process: transcription by RNA polymerase III. The coding region runs from base 330 to 1124 and encodes 264 amino acids.
UUUUGACGUUAACCUGGAAUGUUCACUUUCAGUGAGCAAGCAUGUCGCAUUCGUCACUUGUCAAAGCUCUCCGUAGAUUUGCACAUCCAUCUGAACCUCGCCCACCCCACCAGCACGACGUAUUGAGCAGUUCGCCGACCACAUCUCGAUGCACAUCGCCCCCAUAAUUACCACCGCCACGCUCAUGAGGUGACACCAGCAGCUCAUUCCCCACCGCAGCCAUGUCUGGACGAGGCGGACGAGGAGGGCGAGGCGGGCGAGGCCGCGGCGGGCGCGGUCCGCCAACAAACGGCAGGAGGAGCGUCGCCCAGAACAGCGUGCCCUGGACCAUGGACUCCGAUAUCGUGCUAGAUGGCAAGCCCUCCGAGCUCUUCCCUCCGUACGACGUGCCAAAAGCGCCGGCCCUCACCAAGAAGGAAGAAAAGCAGGUGUCCUACUUCCUCCUCUUCCGCGAGCAGUGCCAGGACAGCCCCCUGUACACGCAAGCCCCCGCCCGGACGCAGCCGUUGGGCACGCGACGCACGUACGGCCAGGACCAGCUGAACAAGCGGUACGGCCAGAUCUCGAAGGCGACCGUCGACCCGUUCACGGCGGUGCCCACCUACUCGCACAAGUUCCAGAAACCGCCGCGGACGCUGCCCGACCUCGCCUCGCGCCCUUUUGCCAAGGAGUUCUUCCCGCCCGAGCUGCACGCCACGCUAGACGGCGACGACGAGCCGAGCGGCUCGGCGGCCAAGCGGCGGCGGGUGGGCCCGAAGACGCUCGGGCUGUCGAGCAUCACGUCAUACAAGACGGCGGAGGAGGUCUUCCUUCCGGAUGCGCUGCAGCAGCGGCAGCCGCAGAAGGACCAAGCCGGCGGGGCAGACCUUAACAAGGCACUGCAGCUGCUCAAUACGGUGGAGAAGCGCCAGGAGGCCGGUGACGAGGAGGCCUUCCUGUCCGGGGAGGACGACGAUGACUGGGUGAAGAACAAUGGCGAGGACGACGAGGAUGCGCCCGCGGACGAGGACGAGCAGUACGAGGACGAGUCGGGCGACGACUACAACGCCGAGGCCUACUUCGACGGGAACCAAGAUGACGACGACUACGAUGAAGGCGGGGAUGACGGGGGCGAUUACUUCUAAUGUGGAGGGUGGCUAUGCGACUCGAUCAUAUAACUAACGAAUUAGUACUUUUGCAUUGGCUGGCGCAUGGAGGGAAUUUGGAAUAGACGCGAAUGGGAGGAGAAAACCUGGCCUGAUACGAAGGGGCACAUUGCAG